AUGCAGCCGCUCCAGUUUACCUUCAGGGACAGCUUCCUGAAGAGUUUGAAGAUGCUGCAGCACGAGAUCAAACAGACACAGCAGGACCUCGUCGUCGAAUUGCAAGUAGAGACAAAGCCGACCAAGUUUGUUGACCUGAGUCCCACUGGCUCGGAGCUGGCUCUGCAAAGGGUGGCCAUCAGGAACAAGUCAAAGAGCGGCCUUCUCAAAGACCAGACUUCUGCGGCUGUGCCCCCUGACCAUGGCUCCAGCUAUGAGCAGGCGAAGGCCUGGAUGGAGAGCGAGGCCGGUCAGGAGAUGCUCAGCAAGGCUCGCGAGAGAACUCCGAAUGCCAUGGAGGUAGAUGUGGAGCUUUGUGCGCCGCGACUACACUUCAAGGUGCGUGAGAAGGCGUCAGUGGAGGUGUCCUUCGGCACGCUGAAGCUGAAGACCACAGGCGAAGAUCACGAUAUUGACGAGCUGGACAAGGUUGAGAUCGAGAUGACUUUACAAAAUACUCAGCUGUCUGUCCGAAAUCGAGCCGGGUCGGAGCAUGUCAUCCUCUCGCCUGUGAUGCUCUCUACGACGUUGUUCUACUCGCCGAAGGUGGCGCAAGUCUGCGUCGUUUUGGGCCCGGUGAGGAUCAAUGCCUCUCCUGUAAUGCUGCAGAUCCUGGCCACCGUGCCGAAGGUGCUGCAGGAUGCCCUGGCCGAUCCAGUCGACCCAGAUGCACUGGAGUCUGUGGAGUUCCCAACAUCUCUUCAGCAGGUCAAGCCGACUCUCGAAGAAGCCCAACUUGUCAAGGCCUCAGCGAGGAGCGCGGUCGCGGUGUCCCAGCAGUCGGUGAAGAAGUUGAAAGAAAAGACCGAGGCGAAGGCAGCACCGAGGCAGACCUGGCAGUUCGUUCUGGACAUGGAGCACGUUGAGGUCGAGCUCCGAAGUGACGCAGAUCCCAAUGCGCCUGUGCUUCGUCUGAACGGUUGCCUGCAGGCAGUGGAAGUGCGCAUGGAGGACGACAAGGUGACCAUCCCCUUGGAGACCUCAGUGAUGGCGGAUCCAGGCGAUGACCCAGGUCUGGGCCAGAACUGCCAGAAGCGCAAACAAAUGCUCCGCCUGAGCGUGGAUGGCUACAACAUGGAGGUUGGACGCUUCGAGCCUGCGCUCGAGUCCUUCGAACUGGCCUGCCAAGUUACCAAAGAAGAAUUGACAGGUUUGCACGUUCAUCUAAUCGGGCGGAAACCUCUGCUGGUCAAUAUCAACCCAGUAUUCCUGCGUCGGCUCACGUGGUACGGCAAACGUUUGGCGGACUCUUUGGUUCCCAUGCCCGAGAACCCUGGACCAACUCCAGUGCGCUACGCUUUGCUGAACUUGACAGCGGUGAAGAUGAGGCUACGGAUGAAGCUGAAAAGUGGCGAGGUGGCCUUUAUGGAUGUAGCUCCUACUGGUGAUGCCUGGAGAUCAUUGGACCAUCUGGAAGUGGAGUUUCCCCCGCUCAUCCACAUUUCCGUCGCAACUCCUGGCCCAACCCUGAGGAACACGGCGACCGCGAGCCAUGCUACGGUCGAUCUUGGUCUGCUCAAUUCUGCGAGGAUCCCGAACACGCCGUACAUGGUUCAGCUGCUGCGACCGAGCGUGGAGGGUGCCCUGAUUCUGAUCUCUACGCCGGUCCGUAUCUUCAAUGAUACAACAGUUAACUUGGGAUUGCGCUCCGGCAAUCAGCAUGCGUUGUGGACGAGCUGCGCUGAGAGGAAGUUGCUGUUCGAUCAGCUGCUUCAAGAUCGUGAUCAAAAGAUGAAAGAAACUGUACACCCAGGUGCUGUUCCCUGCUGGCUGAUGCCGCGAGGCUUCGUAAGCGCACCCCUGGUGCCGCCUACGAAGCCGGAGAGUGAGUCGGAGGAUGAGUCGGACGAAGACGAGCUUAGGGAAGAGGACAUGAAUUGGGAGAUGCGCCUGACUUCGGCUUCGAGCGCGUGGAAAAGGGCCAAGUUGACGCAUGCUUGCAAGUUCUCCAGCAUCCAGCUCGGGUCCGAGAGCGAGAAAUUUUCUGUCCUCGCUGUGUGCGACUACGAAGUCUCGGCCCCCCCAGCUGCAGUGAACAUGCUCAAUGUGCGGCUCUUGCCUCCUCUGCAGCUGGUGUCUUGCAUGCCCUGUGAUGUGGAAGUCUCUUAUGCGCUCCAGUCUCCUUGGGAGAAGACAGACAAGAAGCACGAGUCGAUCACGCGACUCCUUGAGCAGACAGGAACCAUGCCCAUCUAUGACGUGGACUUCCCCGGUACAGUGUACAUUCGAGCCCGUCUGGUGCCACACGGUGAAUGGUCGACCUGGGCAGAACUGCUGCUCGAGGAUGAGGACAUUGGGGAGGAAGAUCGGCUCCUGAGCCGCCUCGAGGGAGAGAUGACGGUCGAGUCCGAGCAUCACGCGGACUUCACAAUGUCCAUCCUGGAUAAGGGCAAUGGCAAGGUGAUGCUGUGCUGCCAGACGUGGCUGAUCGACAGGUGUCACUUGGAUAUGAGCGUCACUGCUGACAAGAAGCCUUUGGUAGAUGCUGGAGAGGGCCUCCACUUGUGUGGAUCACUUGGAACGAAGUACUGCUUGGAGCGGGACGGCAAGUUUGGCCCAAAUUUUACACUUCCGGCAGGCCUCGCAGACUGGACCGUGACAUCUGCGCCGACAGGGCGAAUGAUGUGCAUCCGUUCGACAGCGCUUGAAGGGCAGGAGGACAACUUGGUCCGAGUUCUCGAGCUGCUGCCGCGUUACGUGGUGGUGAACGAGCUGCCCUUCGAGGUGGAGUUUAGGGCUGGCACAUUCGAUGUCAUUGUGGAUGCUCGCAAGACCCUCAUGCCUCGGUUCACGGUCGAAAGCCUGCAGUUCCGCAUCAGAGAAAGGACAUCGACCUGGUCCUCAGAGAUUCCUGUAACGGAGAACUCAGCAGGCGGCUAUAGCAUCCUGCUUGGAGAAGAGUGUUACAUCGUGGAGAUCCGGUCAGACCAUGGUGUCAUGUACUUCAUCGUCCGGGAGGGCAGUAUGUUCCGACUCUCGAACAGCAUUCCUCGUCAAGUUUGCGAGAUUCACGUGCGCAACAUGAUCUUCCGCGCCCACCCUGGCGAAGCUUGUUUCUUCGCUUGGCUGGAUCCCUUUGAUAAGGACAAGGAGCUCGAAGUGGAACUGGUUAUCGGGGACGAUGACUUCAAGGUGGAUCCUCGAACAGCUUACCGAAAGAAGCUUCGUGGUGGCCUGGAACUUUACAGCACUUUCGACAAGGACCACACGAACUUGGAAGUGAGGAUGCGGAGCGAGACGGAGAGUACGGCGAAAACUGUGCUGGAUGUGAUCCUGCCGCGGAUUGGCAUGUCAUUGGUCGGCCGCGUGCAGAGCAGGGUCACGUGUGCUGAGCUGGUCUACAUGGAAAUGGCGCUACUGUCCAUCUCAGCUGUCAUGAAUCCAAAGGAGGACACGCAGACCCUAAACAUCUCGCUUGGUGACGUGCAGGUGGAUUACCAGAUGCCCGAGGACAAGGACCAGCAUGCUGUGAUCCUUGGCAACGCAGGGGUCUCGGGCCAUCACCUCGUCCGGCCCGUGCUACAACUACAUGUGGAACGCGGCCAGAGUUCUUCCUCCGACAUACACCUGUGCAAACUCGUGGCACGUCUCGAUCAUCUGGAGGUCUCUGUCAGCGAUUCGCUCAUCACGGCCAUGAGUGACUUCAUGGAGCGCUUGCAGCCCAGCAUCACCAGCAUGACUGCGGCCGGCUUCGAGAGAAAACAUGUCGCAGCUGUACGGGAGAAGGCAGCCAUUGUGUUCGAAGGAAAGGAUCCUGCACAAAUUCCAAGAGACACCAUUAUACAGAUUGACCAGCUGUUCAUUGCAGAAGUGCAGAUGAAAAUGUGGGUCUCUGUGAGACUGAAACGACUCCGGAAUUAUCUUCCGAGCUGGGUUCGAGCGGUCAUAGGCAGUCUCUCGCUGUCCAAGAGCUUCUCCAUGGAGGGGGCCAAUGUAUCGUUGUCGUCGAAGUUUCUGGAGGGCCUCCGUGGCAAGCCGGGGGAUCUGGCAUCAAGCUUUGCGCACGAGUGGAUGGGCAACAUGAUCCGAGCAGUCUGCUCUGCGCUAGGCCAUUCAUCUCUGAUGGCAAUUCCCAAAGCGCCGAUUGCACUCAUGGGGUCUGCUGGGAAUCUUGCUUCGAGCAAACUCGGAGGUGCCAUGAAUAACACCGGUGCAUUCUUUGACAGCAUGACCUUUGACGAUGAUUAUGCGUCGCGCCACAACAGGCAUCGGCAGGCAGAGAUCGAAGGCGCCAGCCAGGGAAUGGCUUCCGCCGUGAACAGUCUCGGAGAAGGCCUCAGUGGCCUCUUGGACAUCUUCCGGAAGCCACUCGAGGGCGCCAGAAACCACGGCGUUGGCGGCUUCGUCACAGGAAUCGGGAAGGGAUUGACAAGCUCUGUGAUCAAGAGCGUCAAUGGUGUGGCAGACGCAGCAGCCGACCUGGGCCGUGGGGUGAUGGCGGAGGCUAGCAAGAAGAUCAAGCCCCAACACGGCACUACGCUGCGAGUGCGCCACCCUCGCGCCCUUUACGGCCCGAUUGGUGCAAUCAUGGACUUCUCAGAGCUAGACAGCCACGUUAUGGCGCACCUACAAAAGUCCGGCGAAAUCAGCGAACCUGUGGAGGCCAUUGUCCCGCUCUUCAGGUGGCAGCCGCAACAAUUGCAAGAGGAGGACUCCAGCGAGGAGGAGGAGAGACCAGCUCCGGUCGAGAGUGUCGAGGUCAUGGUCCUGGCACGGAAGUCCUUUUGGAUCGCUGAAGUGCCUCUUACGAGGAUUACUCCGGUGCGGUCCUUCUAUCCAGAUGCUGGGCGCAGUUAUGGUCGGCCAGAUGAGGUGAAAAGCUUGUUGGUGUCACGCCUCGUGCCUCUGGCCCGGGUACAGCCCGACCCAAAUGCUGGCAGUUUCCAGAUCCACAAGCAGUUCCCGAUUUCUGCGCUGAAAUCUGUAAAGUGGGCACAGCGGCAGAAUGGGGCCCGUCCGGAUCUGCUGCUGGAGUGCAUGUCGCAAGUUUAUUCCAUCAAGAUGCCGUGGACUUUGGGCAGCGAGCUCCCGAAAACCAUCCUCAAAGCCUUGGCGGAUGCCAUCCAUGUUGGGAAAAUUCAGGUUGAAGAAAUUUCCGAUGUUCAAACGGAGCUGCUUGGCGGGUACAACACCAUGAGGCAUCUUUGCGGCAGGGUCACACCAGGAUGCACCGACGGCAGUGCCCGUCUCUGUCCAGUCGUGUCUGUGGGCCGUGGGACACCUUAA
Messenger RNA from Symbiodinium necroappetens, 5265 nucleotides. The record is from the annotation of a GenBank genome assembly. NCBI's taxonomy places the organism in Eukaryota, Dinophyceae, Suessiales, Symbiodiniaceae.